This is a messenger RNA of Tupaia belangeri chinensis (Chinese tree shrew), 703 nucleotides long. RefSeq names its product ankyrin repeat domain-containing protein 26-like. The transcript has 4 exons. Lineage: Eukaryota; Metazoa; Chordata; Mammalia; Scandentia; Tupaiidae. Gene Ontology annotation, molecular function: protein binding. The annotation marks the transcript as partial. The record is from RefSeq and is a predicted model, not a curated record.
GGAGUGUCCAUGCCUUAACCUCCACACCACCUGCUGAUCCCUAGAUUUCAUUACUUUUUACCUAAUGUCCUUUUUUGUUCCUGGAUCCCUUCCAAGGUCUCGUAUUACAUUUAGUUGUCAUGUCUCUUUAGGCUCCUGGGCUGUGGUGCUUUCCCAGACUUCCCUUGUUUUGGAUGACCUUGACAGUUUGGAGGAGUCCUGGAAAAAGCGGAACCAGACGAUUGAUAUCAAUGUUGCUGACAGGUGCGAGGACCGAAAGCCUAAGGAGAACAUCAACCCGCUUUCCAAGUACCAUGUCCGCCAUAGAGAUCUUGGGAAGAUCCAUAAGGCCACACUCACAGGAAAUGUGGCCGAAGUGCAGCGUAUUCUGCUUCUAAAUAAAAAUGGUCUGAAUGAGCCAGACAAAUGUGAAAGAACUGCUCUACAUUUGGCCUGUGCCAGUGACCAUCCAGAAGUGGUGAGACUCUUGGCGGAGAGAAAAUGCCAGCUAGAUCUUCUGGAUGGUGAUCAGAAGACGGCUCUAAUAAAGGCUAUCCAGUGCAGGAAUGAAGAAUGUGCAAGCAUUCUCCUGGAGCAUGGUGCUGAUCCAAAUGUGACAGAUUACCGUGGCAACGCUGCUCUUCAUUAUGCUGCUGCUCAUGACAAUGUAUCAAUAGCAGAAAAACUACUUUCACACAAUGCGCCUAUAGAAGCCAAAAAUGAG